Gongylonema pulchrum is the source of this 479-nucleotide messenger RNA. The record is from the annotation of a GenBank genome assembly. NCBI's taxonomy places the organism in Eukaryota, Metazoa, Nematoda, Chromadorea, Rhabditida, Gongylonematidae.
AUGUGGUUUCAGACAUAUUCUUUUUUUUUUUUUGUUUUCAGUGUACCAACAAAAAUUCUCGCGCAUUUGCUCUCGGCCAGAGGAAUAUGCGAAAAACCGUUUGAAAUCAAAAUUGAUAAUAUACGAUUUGCAGGAUUCCCAAAAACUGUAUCAAAUCCGACAGCUCGCUCGCCACAAACUUUCCACGUUGUGUUCGUUUUGCUUGCAAACGCAGCAGCACAUCUUGUUGCUUCAUUCCUGGAACUUAGUCGCAAGAUAGCAAUAGCGAUUGAUGAGGAACAGACACGUUGUGAUUAUUUGGGUGAUCAAAUGAUAGCAAUAGCGAUUGAUGAGGAACAAACACGUUGUGAUUAUUUGGGUGAUCAAAUGGUAACAAUGCUGAAUGAUUACGAUAAGAGCGAUUCACUUUCGGAAGGUAAUUUCUUUUUUUCUAGACAAAUUUUUCCCUUUCAAUAUAAUCUUAUUUGCCUUGCCUGAUG